This is a messenger RNA of Dermatophagoides pteronyssinus (European house dust mite), 1516 nucleotides long. It is a transcript of the gene Mtpbeta, whose product is annotated as mitochondrial trifunctional protein beta subunit. The record is from RefSeq and is a predicted model, not a curated record. Gene Ontology annotation, biological process: fatty acid beta-oxidation. Gene Ontology annotation, cellular component: mitochondrion. Gene Ontology annotation, molecular function: acyltransferase activity, transferring groups other than amino-acyl groups. NCBI's taxonomy places the organism in Eukaryota, Metazoa, Arthropoda, Arachnida, Sarcoptiformes, Pyroglyphidae.
UGGUUUGAUUUGAUUUGGAUUUUUAUUAUUUCAUCUGGCUUUUUUCUCCUAAACAUCAACAUUCACUGAAUACAACAACAAAUAAACGGAAAAAUGUUUUCAUUAAUUCGAAUCAACAAAUCAUUAACCUGGCAAUUGUCUCAACAAUUAUUGACUCGAACAGCAACUACGGCUGCAGCUGCACCUGCCGUUAAAACUGGAUCAUAUAAAUUUGAUAAUUCAAAAUAUGGUAAAGAUAUUGUUCUUAUUGAAGGUGUACGUACACCGUUCACACAAAGUCAAACUGAUUACGAUAAUUUGCUGGCAUUUGAACUUCAACGAUAUGCUCUUGCAUCGUUAUUGAAGCGAGUCGACAUCCCAAAAGACCAAAUUGAUUAUGUUAUUUGUGGUACGGUCAUCCAGGAACCGAAAACACCGAACGUUGCCCGUGAAGCACUGUUAGCUUGUGGUCUACCCGAAAAAAUUCCAGCAAAUACUGUUUCACAAGCUUGUGUAUCAGCAAAUCAAGCAAUCACCUCCGGUAUUGGUUACAUUAAUUCCGGUACAUAUAAUGUUGUCAUUGCUGGUGGUGUUGAAACCAUGUCCGACGUACCAAUUCGUCAUUCCCGUCCUAUGCGUAAAAUGUUAUUAAACUUGAAUAAAGCCAAGACUUUACAACAACGUUUGAAGAUUAUUUCAAGUUUGAAACUAAAUUAUUUUGCCCCUGAAUUACCAGCUGUGGCCGAGUUUUUCUCUGGUGAAGUAAUGGGUCAUGCUAGUGAUCGUUUGAGUGCUUCAUUCCGGGUUUCACGACAAGAACAGGAUGAAUACGCUUUUCGAUCUCAUUCAUCGGCUGACAAAGCUUAUAAAGAUGGUCUCUUGAUCGACAUUGAACCAAUAGUCGUCCCACAGAAAGGUUUGGUUCGAAAAGAUAAUGGCGUUCGUGUUACUUCGUUGGAAAAAAUGGCUAAAUUGAAACCGGCUUUCGUUAAACCACACGGAACGGUGACCGCUGCGAAUUCCAGUUAUCUUACCGAUGGAGCAACCGCAUGUUUAUUGAUGCCUGAAGCAAAAGCUAAAGAAUUAGGAUUAAAACCGAAAGCAUAUCUUCGCCAACAUUUAUACUGUUCAAUUGAUCCAAAAGAUCAACUUCUUUUAGGACCUGCCUAUGUCAUUACAAAAUUAUUGGAUCGAGUUGGUUUAUCGACAAAAGAUAUUGAUGUUUGGGAAUUGCACGAAGCUUUUGCCGGACAGGUAUUGGCCAAUAUGAAAGCAUUGGAUUCAGAAUUUUUUGCCAAAAAUUAUAUGGGUCGUAGCACACCGAUUGGAGCACCGGAUAUGAAUAAGCUAAAUAAUUGGGGUGGUUCAUUAUCUAUUGGUCAUCCGUUUGGUGCAACCGGUGUUCGUUUAGUUACAACAGCUGCUAAUCGAUUACAUAAAGAAAAUGGCCGUUUGGCUUUUGUCGCUGCUUGUGCUGCUGGUGGUAUCGGCCAUGGUAUGAUUGUCGAACGAUAUCCGUGAUUGUGAUUCGAAAUUU